AUGUUUGGCAUUUUGACUGCUGCUGCACGCAAUGCUUUUGCUGUGAAGCCCCAAGGACAAGCGGCCCGUGGCAUGGCCUACAAGCUCAAGUCGCAUUCAGGUGCCAAAAAGCGAUUCUUCCCUACGAGCAAUGGCAACUUUAAGCGUUGGAAGGUUGGACUUCGCCAUUUGAACGUGACCUUUUCACCCGAACGUGUCAACCGUCUCAGUCGUUCAGUCUUGGUCAACAACACACAAAAGAAGAUGCUUCACAAAGUCUUGCCAUACAAAUAA
This is a messenger RNA of Lichtheimia ornata, 273 nucleotides long. Its product is annotated as ribosomal protein L35. The record is from RefSeq and is a predicted model, not a curated record. The coding region runs from base 1 to 273 and encodes 90 amino acids. Gene Ontology annotation, molecular function: structural constituent of ribosome. Lineage: Eukaryota; Fungi; Mucoromycota; Mucoromycetes; Mucorales; Lichtheimiaceae. Gene Ontology annotation, biological process: translation. The transcript has 3 exons. Gene Ontology annotation, cellular component: ribosome; large ribosomal subunit.